AGCCUAGCGGCCUAGCUUCAUAUUUAAUUUUAAAGAUCUUUCUAUAACAGUCACAGAGACAACGAAUAAAAAGUAAAAAGCAGUGUACUGUAACACUGUUCCCUGUUUCAGUGUAACACAGUGUUCAGUGUUACUCUACUGUUACAGACUUACAGUACUUAACUUACAGAACCUGGUUUAACAUGACGUUUAACAGUUUUGGUCAGUCGUCGUACAGAAGUGGAAGGACAUCGUCCAGUUGCAGUGAUAGUUCAUUUUCGUUCUCGCAGGCAAUGGAAGGCUACGAUUAUGAAUUUGUACCCCCGCUGGAACAAAGAUACGAAUGUCCUAUAUGUUUGCUUAUUUUACGUGAGCCGCGCCAAACAAAAUGUGGGCAUAGGUUCUGUAGAGACUGCAUUAUACGUUGGCUACGUGACUCUUGCACACGAUGUCCUGUUGAUAAUGAAACACUGGUGGAAAAUGAUGUUUUUCCUGACAAUUUUGCUAAGAGAGAAAUACUAAAUUUCAACAUCAGAUGCCCUAAUACAAAAGAUGGAUGCCAACAGAUUAUUCCCCUUGGAAAAUUACAAAAUCACCUGGAUGUCUGUCCACAUUCUUUGAUGCCUUGCCCCAAUAAAUGUGCAUCCAUACUACAUCGCUGUGAUAUGGAGCACCAUAUUGCACAUUUUUGUGAAUUUCGUCUGGUGGCAUGUGAAUUUUGCUCAACCAGUGUCAAAGCUAACCUGCUUGAGGUACACAGCAAUGUCUGCCCUAAAGCUAAGGUAUCCUGCCAACACUGUGAACUGCCCAUGUGUAGAGAUGAGAUGCAAGAUCAUCUUCAAAGAGACUGCCAACAAAUGCAGAUUCAUUGUCCUUUUUAUCCUCUUGGUUGUGGUCAUGUUAUAAUGCGGAGCAAGGAAAAUGAACAUUUGAUAACAGAAUGUGCAUCCCACAUGAAACAACUCUGCUUUGCAGUAACACGGCUAGCCAAUCACAGCGGGACGCACAUGAUUGAUCCAAACGAGUGCACAGAAAACUCGUUAAGUGAUGGUUUAGCUGGGACCAUGAAAAAUCUACUUCAGUCCUUUAACUCUUUCUCGACUGCAGACACAGCUGCUGGAAACUUAUCCUCCAGGGACGCAGGCAACAGUGCCAGCCUACACAGCACGUUUCAAGCACUUCAGCUUGCAAGGGUAUCAGACAGCUGCUCUGAAGAUGAGUCAUGCCGGAAAGAAAUUCUAACUCACCAUAACUACAAAGAUAACGUACAUUUCUCUUCGGCAACCAAUUUACAUACAAGAGGAGAGGACGGCAGACAAAACAGCACAUCGCCUGUCCACUACAGCGACCCUGGUUCGGAAACAUCUCGGGCAUCCGCAUCUCAAAGCGUCAAACCGAAACUACCGUUACGUAGAUUGAGCUUCCAGGCUCAUCCCCCUUUAACUCAAGAUUCCUGCAGCCUGUAUUAUAAAGAGAAUUCAGCCUCGGAGCAGAUAACUGAGGCGUCGUCCUCCCAGAUGUUUCGGUACAUUCAAGAGUUAAGUUCCCAGUUUGAAGCCAGAGCUGCCCAGCAACAGCAGCGUAUUGAAGAGCUCCAGAAGAUGGUGGUCAGCGUCGAGAAAACAAAUUCCGAUCUGGUCGCCAAGGUCAAAGAACUGGAAGUUCAAGUAGAUAAGGAAAAGGAAGGGAGAUUUUAUAACGGUGAUUUUUACUGGAAAAUACAAGAGUUUUCGCAGUACCAGUUAAAAGCCGUAGCAGGGGAGCCAACCAUGUUGCAUAGUCCACCGUUUUAUACGAGUGCGUGGGGUUACAAACUGUGUGUGCGGGCUAACAUCACCAGCCAGCAGCCACCCUAUUUAUCACUUUUUGUUCAUUUCAUGCAAGGACAAAACGAUCACAUUCUUUCUUGGCCUUUUUCUGGGAAAAUUGUUCUGACCAUUGUUGACCAGAACCCGGAUGUGAAUGCUAGGAUUCAUAUUUCUGAAACAUUGACUGCAAAGCCUCACCUUGCAGCAUUUCAGAGGCCCACAACGGUUAGAAAUCAUAAAGGUUUUGGCUACGUAGAAUUUAUACAGCUGCCUUCAUUGAGGCAAUAUUACACAGUAGAUGAUACAGUUAUCAUUAGAGCACAGGUGUUUUCAGAUCAAUAGUAUAUUUUCUCCACUAAUAAGUUGUCUCCCUUGUAAAAUUGUAAAUUUACUUUAAACAGGAUUAACUUAGUCCUAAGGGCAUUUGUUUUCUUUACCUCACAAAUUGGAGCAUUAUAUUUAUAUAAAAAAAAAUUUCUUGUAUAGUUAGUAAAUGUGUAAGUAGCUUCAUAAUAAUAGUUGUAAGAGUAUGGUAUGUCUUUAUUACAAAAAAAAAUGUAAACUAAAGCCCCUAGAGUUGUGAAAAUAAUGUUUUCAUAUUGCUUCAUUGUUUAUGGAUUUCCUCGGCUACCCCGCUUUCUUAACGGCAAAUUAGAAAAUUCAAAGUCUUACAAUAACAUAAUUAAAAUUAGUGAAAAAUUUAAAUCAAUUUAAUAUAAGGCUGAAAAUAAGUUUUAGGAUUAUUUUUAAACAAUAAUUUUACCUAAAUCAUUUUAAAUACCGUACUCAAGUUAGAUCUAAUGUGGGAACAACUACAGCCUUAGAUAAGCAAAUCUGUGUUAUUACAAGAUCUAUGCAUUUUUAAAAAAUGUUAUUUUGCCAUACAAACAUUUGGUUUAUGUUGUUAUUAAUCAAAGUCAUGUUAUUUGCUAAAAAAAAAUUAUGUUGCAAAUGUAGCCAAAGAUUUUUCUUCAUCAUCACAUUAAUUUUUGUGGAUGUAAUGAGUGUUGAUAAAUUGUUGCUGGAUAUUUGAGCUUGCUGUUUUAUUUAUAAUAUAUUAUUCAGUGCACAUUUAAUACACAAAAGACACCUUAUUUUUGUGUGUAGGCACUUUAUGAACAUUAUUCACUAGAAUUUUAAAAAAUUCACCAACUUUUAAAAUCUUUACAAAAAUACAUUAAUAACAUUUUUCAUCCCUACAGUGAAGUGAAUACUGUUAAAAACACUAAAACACAUCUUGUAAUUUAUUGUUAAGGAGCUUAAAGUUAAUAGACGGUUUCAAAAUUUAAUAAUUUCAUAUUUUUAUAACAUUUAUUAACAUUUAUGAUUCACGAUUUCAUCCAAAACUGGUUCUAAUUAAGUUAAAAAUACACAUUGUAUUUAAAUCCCUGUAUUUAUCACGAGAACAAUCCCAGAAUGCAUCAUACUUGAUAUAUACUUGUGUAUAAAUUAUGCAUGAUCUAAGUUUAGUCAUAUUUAAAAUGUUUUUAUUGCUGUCCUUGAUUUUUUUUUAAAAAUUCUAAUUUGAUUUCACCUGAAAAUGUAACAUGUACUCUAAAUUUAUGUUCUUUUGAUUGAAUACUAAAAUUUACGUAUAUAAAUUUACUAAACAGGACAAUCGCUAUGCCAAAGAACAAUUUAUUCAGAGACUUGUUGGAUUCCCAGAACGAAAUCCAAAAAUAUUUGUUCAGUAACAUUCUGCGUAGGUUAUGAAAAAAUUUUUUUUUAAACUAUAGGGUUAAAUAAAAUCUUGUAGUUUUUUUUUUUUUAAUUUGCUCAAACAGUUAAUUUCAAUUUUACCUUUUAAUUAAUUUAUAAGAAAUUAAGUAACCUGCCAAUUCAUGCCAUAUUAUUUAUUUGUUUAUUUCUUUUUAAAAAAUUGGUUGGAUAUUAGAAGCUGUAUUGUGACAGUUUAAGAAACUAAUUAUGAAAAAAUUAACCUGAUGCAUUUUGAAAAAUAUACAAUCCAAUCAAAGCACACAAAAUUUAAUACUAGGCAAAUUAUUUGUGUACACACCACGAGAAAUUCAACAGUAAAAUAAAGAGUAUUUUUAGCUACUACCUCUUUAUAAUUUACAAUUGACCAAUGGUCAGUGAUUUGAUAAAGCGCAUCUGCUGUAGCUGGCUUGCAGUUGUAUGUCUAUAUGAAAUCCAAACAAUUUAUCCUUGUAUUUGUCCUAGUCUCGCAUGGGCCAAAAUGUCACAUUGUAAACUGUUAAGAAUUUAAGUUUGGUAACAGAGAGCGUUUAAAAUGUAAGUAGGUCUUGAAUUGUAAUGUCUCAGUAUUACUAAAUUACAUUUAAUGAUAAUUGAAUUUGAUUUUUGUUCUUUUAUAGUAGUAGACAUGAUUGGGUGUUGCUGACUUGGCCAAAAAUAUUUAUUUUUAUGCUUGAUAUUGUGACUGAAACAUAACCAAACCCUUAAAGCAUUGUAAAUUUGUUGGGUGGAGAAGCCAGAAGAACACUGAUUUUUUUUUUCUUGAAGUAAUGAACAUCAAGUUUGGUGAAUAUAUUAAACUUUUAUUUUACUUAAAAGGGGAGAUAAUUUAUUGAUAUUCACAAAUACAAGGGCAUUUUUUUUACUAUGUAAAAGUUAUAUUACUGUUACCCAUUUUGCAUUCUUCAUAUUUCGAGUUUUCUGAAAUUCUGUGAUGCCAAGACUUUUUCAGUGAACCUAUACUUGUACUUGUUAUGAUAGCGUAUUGCUUGCUUAGCACUAAACUUUGCUAUUGUGGGACUAGUUUCUCUCAUUCCAAACUUACAACAUAUCUAGUACACUGUUCAGUAUAUUUAUAUUUUAGACCUACAUCAAGUAUAUUGUAUUUAUAAAAUUCAAAGCAGUUAUCUCUCUUGCAAGCAGAUUAUUUCCCUUUACAGUCAACCUCAUGAAAGAGUUUAUGAAUACAGUAAUUUUAAUAUCUAGAAGGCUUAAAGACCUACAAAUGAGUCUCAUCUAGACCCUGUUAGCUCAAGUCUGCUUCUUAGUUGUUGGCAAAGCUUGAUUUUUCUUAAACUAUUGGCUUUACAUUAUGUACAUUGUUUCUUUUUAUCCAGAUUAUUGUUUUUAAAUAUUUGGAGGAUUUUAAAAACUAGUGUUUUUGAAGAAGAUUUAUUGUAAAUUUUAACAUUUAAUUAUGCAUUUUAGUUAUAAUUGUUUCAUUGAAAACACUGUAAUUUAGGUAAGUUUUAUCUUUUAAUGUGAUCUUUUUGUAAAAUAAAAAAAAAUAUUUUAAUGCUUUUUUUAAAAUGUAAUUAGAA
This is a messenger RNA of Physella acuta, 5044 nucleotides long. Its product is annotated as TNF receptor-associated factor 6-like. Lineage: Eukaryota; Metazoa; Mollusca; Gastropoda; Physidae. Gene Ontology annotation, biological process: regulation of apoptotic process; lipopolysaccharide-mediated signaling pathway; innate immune response. The record is from RefSeq and is a predicted model, not a curated record. Gene Ontology annotation, molecular function: zinc ion binding; tumor necrosis factor receptor binding; ubiquitin protein ligase activity. Gene Ontology annotation, cellular component: plasma membrane signaling receptor complex.